UAACACCAAACCUCCAGCGCGCCCCAAACAAAGCGUGCGCAUUUCAAACUUUCAGUUUAAACCCCUUCAUUAGACUAAAGGGAAACUUUAUCUUUGUAUAUGUCGUAGGCCUAUAUACUUAAUCAUGAGCAUAUCAAAGUCCAAAAUUAAGAAGCUGUUUGGGAAGUCAAAGAGUUUAGGUAAGGAAACCAGGGAUGCUGACAGGACUGAGGGACAGUGGGGAACUUCACCCGAAGACGAGCGCGCUAGUUUCAGAGAUUCGUCUAUGACUUUAACGUCGAGCCCUGUAGAUGUCACAUCAUCCCCGGACUCACUGCCCACCAGCCCCAGCGAGAAGAAGAAGAAACGUUUCCCGACCUGGAGGUCCAAAUCUAGAAAUAAAGAUAAAGAGUUUCUCAGCAGUUCCGGAGAAAUGGACCAUGUGUUCAACCACAGGAGUUUUGAUCAGGUGAGCAUCCAAACGGCAGACUAUUUGAUGACCGACACCUGCCCCACCCCUGUCCGCUCUCGGGCUAAUUCCAUGAUAAGCCUGGAUCUCAUCUCCCUUUCAGAUCCAUCUACUCCCACUCGCAAACACAGGAAGAGUUCUGAGGAGAAGAGUGGAGUUUUUAAUCGUAUUGGAAGUUUUUUCACUCGGAAGAAAAAAAGCAGAACCACAUCGGAUGACAGGGAUGAAAGUUUGUCGCCAGAGGCAAACAGCCCGACCAAGUACUCCGGAUCAGAAGAACUGAGACAGACUCAACACAGAGAGAUUGAUGAUAAUUCAGACUUUGGUCCAGAAAACAGAAGCCCCAGCGUGUGUAGCGUAGCUUCCAUUGUCGCAUAUGGAGGAGACUUGCCUUUUGCCGACAGUGGCAGUAGUGGACGAGGGAGCGUAAAAGAGGUGGAAGUGAUCAAAGUGAGCAGGGUCGAGACCUCCUGCGACAAGAAGACCGAGCAUCUGGUGCAGGAAGUGAACAGGAAGCUCAAGGUGUACCUAGAGGAGACAACAGACACAACAAUAAAGAAAUGUGCAGACGUCCCUGUACACACUCCUGACACGCCAAAGUAUUCCACGGCCUCAGGAGGGACUGAGAGUAAAAAAACAGUUUUGAAACCUACCAUCACAGGCGGCGGGAAUUACACGGCGCUGGUCGGGGUGACUCUGGGAUCACAUUCUAGAAACUCAUCGUCCUCCGACAUUCAGCCUGGAGAACAGACGGUAACUGAAAGCAUGGGGAAGAAAAACGGCUACAAACGAAAAUCACGCAAACUAAGCAAUCAAGAAGGCAAUAAUGAGCUUCCCACCCCAACAAACAAUACUUCCCCUGAGGCAGAGGAGAGGUCAGCUCAAUCUUCUCCCUCACCUGGUCAAGUACACAGAGCCGUGUGGGCGGAAACUCACCUGACAGAGGAGGAGAGUGAGAGCUCCAUUACUGACUCACUUUCUCCUGCAGAACCUGCUCUGGCCAGCCCAACUGAGAGUUACUCUAUCCUCGGUGCAGUUGCCAGCAACACUCCUGGUCCUUCUCGAGCUCCAGAGCCAGCCAACUUCACCUUACAAGACAGUACUGAACCACCAGAGGAGGAAACUCGAGAGAGACUUAUUCCUAAACACCUACAUGCUGACAGCAAUGAAGAGAAACGCAGAAGCUUGAAACUGUCAAAGAGUGAAAAAGUCUUUGCUAAAAGAGUGUUAGUUGGUUCUCAAUCAAGCCUAGACGGGGAAGAACAAGCUGAAAGUGAGACUAACUUGGAUAUAACGCAGAAUGUACAGCAGGUUAGGGUGAAAAUAUUACCAAACCCCAAAAGUGUGAAUGUCAAGCAGUCCAACCAACAGACAAAUGAGUCGGUAGAAGAUUGUGCUGUUUUCAUUCAAGAGCAGCCUCUCGAUGAGGAUGUAGAGAGCCCCUUUGAACUUUCAACAGAGAAUAGAGACGCUACUGAUUUCCUAGAAAUGUCUAUUAAUAAAGUACCAUUUAAUAGUGUGAUGAGCAGUCAUCAAAACUCAUCUGUGCCAUCCAAGCGUACGGACAGAGCUGCAAGUGGAACAAAUGGGGGAAUUAAAGCGAAGAGCCCUCCACCACAAGUUGCCCCUAAAACAAAAGCUGUAAUGUCUCGCAUUAAAAGCCUCUCUGAGGCAUCAACGAUAGAAGUGCCUCCAGUACGGAGAUUUUCGCAGAAGCAGACAGACCAAAAAGAGAUCAGGUCUCCAACAGAAAAAGACCAAUCUGUUACACUUAGUAAACCAAUUGACACUAAGACCAGAAUUCCUAAGAAAACCGGACCUGAGGUUCAAACAAAACCAAAGAAAGUGGUGGAGGUUGUCACAGUGUAUAGUGUGUCUACUGAAGCUGAAAGACAGAUGUCCACCAAACGUCAGAAUGGGGCAGGAUUAUUAAGCCCAGAGCAGAAAAUGUCACAGACAAAGAGAGUGGAAGAGAGGGAUGUUUUGGAUGCCUCACUAAUGACAAAAACUUCUGAACCCACCAAAGAACAGGUCACUCUUUCAAAGCCUAAAAGAGAAAGAAGUCUAAAAAAUUCAUUUUCUGUUUCUGAUGAUAAAUCCCCAUCCUCCCCAUCUUCACUGGAGAAUUCUGGUUCAGCAAAGGUUAACAUUGAAUUCAAAGCAUGUAAAGAUAUCCAUAAAUCAAAAACACAACCAACAAUUGUCAGUGACAAAAGUCCAACAACAAAGAGUAGUUUUCAUUAUUCAAAGAGUAAAGUCAAAUCAGGUGAUACUGGCAACAAAACCCAGGUAAAACUUUCUUCCUCAGCGCCUGGCAUUGACCAAUCAGAGCAGAACAUUGAAAAGGAGAAGUCAGCGAACGAAACCCAGCUAAGCGGGCCAAAGAGUCCAAGAAAAGUCAUGACUGAUGUGUCACCAACAGGAAGGAAGCUGCCUCAAAUGACACCUCUUAAACAGCCCUCAGAUGCCCGCGGAGAGAGUGAGUCAUAUGAACCCGCUUCUCUGCCACUUACCAAGCCAGAGAGAAAUGAGUCAUCACUGGUUAACGGUCCUGAAAGUAAUGGAAAAUCUUCCAAAUGUGAUCAAGCCACUGGGAAUGCUGCGGCCAGGGUAUCACCAGAGCUCAAAUUGAAAAGCCCGGUUAAGGACAUGGGUGAUUUACAGUCAUCAACACCACGUCUCAAAAGUCCCACUAAACUUACACCUAAGAAAGAUUUUAGGAAGGCAGAGGCAACUGCAGCUUCAGAUUCAAAAAUAGACAAAUGUGACAAGAUGAUGACAAAUUUGUCUGUCACACCCACCGCUGCUCUGAAAUCUGACACAGUUAAAAAUAUUUGUACACAAUCAAAAGCCAUUUCUGAAACGGAGAGUGAAAAUUGUGAUACUGCUGAGACCAAAGUCACGCCAGAUGUGUCACUUUCAGUAAAUGAUUGUCAAACCAAUCGACAGACAGAAUCAAAUCUAUCAAUUUUAUCAGACCCACAUGUGGAAGUUGCAUUAGAUAAACAGUCAGAUAUUGCCAAAGAAAAGGAUAUUGUUAGGUUUGGGGAAAAGACAUGUGCUUUUGCUACGGCAGAUGAAAUUUCCACAAUAUCCAAGACGGCUAAACAAUCAAAAGCCUCUUCUGAAACAAAUGGCAAAAAAUCUGGUGCCACUGAUACUAAAGUCACAUUGGAUUUGCCAGUUUCAGAAAAGAAUGAUUCACACUCCGAAAAACACCAGACUGAGUCAAAUCUACCGAUUUCAUCACACCCACAUGUCCACGAUGUACCAGAUAAGCAAUCAGUCAAAGAGAAGCCGCUUACUGGGUUCAAGAAAGAGAAGUAUGGCCUUACCAAGGAAAAUGACAUUUCCUCAAUACCUGAGAUGGGCCAUUAUACAGCCACUGAUCUGAGUAUUCAAGAUAUUUGUAAACGAUCAGAAACCACUUCUAAAACAAAGGGUGAAAAAUCUGGUGCUGCAGAAACCAAAGUCAAACUGGAUGUGUCACAUGUCCAGAUUAUGCCAGAUAUGCAGUCGGAUGUUGUCAAAGAGAAGUUUCUUGGAUUCAAAGAAGAGAAAUGUGCCCUUACUAAGACAGAUGAACUUUCCACAAUACCCAAGGCAGCUAAACAAUCAAGAGCUUCCUCUGAAAUGAAAGAGGAAAAAUCUGGUGCUGCUGAAACCAAAGUCAAACUGGAUGUGUCGCUUUCAGAAAACAACAAAAUGCAAACCAUAAAACUUCAGGCCGAAUCAAAUCUACCAGAUUCAUCAGAGUCACAUGUCCAGAUUAUGCCAGAUAUGCAGUCGGAUGUUGUCAAAGAGAAGUUUCUUGGAUUCAAAGAAGAGAAAUGUGCCCUUACUAAGACAGAUGAACUUUCCACAAUACCCAAGGCAGCUAAACAAUCAAGAGCUUCCUCUGAAAUGAAAGAGGAAAAAUCUGGUGCUGCAGAAACCAAAGUCAAACUGGAUGUGUCACAUGUCCAGAUUAUGCCAGAUAUGCAGUCGGAUGUUGUCAAAGAGAAGUUUCUUGGAUUCAAAGAAGAGAAAUGUGCCCUUACUAAGACAGAUGAACUUUCCACAAUACCCAAGGCAGCUAAACAAUCAAGAGCUUCCUCUGAAAUGAAAGAUGUAAAAUCUGGUGCUGCUGAAACCAAAGUCAAACUGGAAGUGUCGUUUUCAGAAGACAACAAUUUGCAAACCAUAAAACGCCAGACAGAAUCAAAUCUACCAGAUUCAUCAGAGUCACAUGUCCAGAUUAUGCCAGAUAUGCAGUCGGAUGUUGUCAAAGAGACAUUUCUUGGAUUCAAAGAAGAGAAAUGUGCCCUUACUAAGACAGAUGGAAUUUCCACAAUACCCAAGGCAGCUAAACAAUCAAGAGCUUCCUCUGAAAUGAAAGAGGAAAAAUCUGGUGCUGCAGAAACCAAAGUCAAACUGGAUGUGUCGCUUUCAGAAAACAACAAAAUGCAAACCAUAAAACUUCAGGCCGAAUCAAAUCUACCAGAUUCAUCAGAGUCACAUGUCCAGAUUAUGCCAGAUAUGCAGUCGGAUGCUGUCAAAGAGAAGUUUAUUGGAUUCAAAGAGGAGACAUGUGCCCUUACUAAGGCAGAUGAAAUUUCCACAAUACCAAAGACAGCUAAACAAUCAAAAGCUUCCUCUGAAGUGAAGGAUGAAAAAUCUGGUGGUGCUGAAACCAAAGACAAACUGGAUGUGUCGCUUUCAGAAAACAAUUUACAAUUCAUAAAACGACAGACAGAAUCCAACUUACCAGUUUCAACAGAAUCACAUGUGCAAGUUGCAUCUGAUGAGCUGCCAGAUGUUAUCAAAGAGAAGUCUCUUGUUGGGUUUGAGAAAGAGCCAACCAGUAAUCUGAGUGCUCAAGGUAUGGAGAAUUCUUGCCCUUCUCAGGAACAAAUCAUUCCAGUCAUUUCAGAGAAUUCAUCAAAGAUAGUCCAGAAGAUGGAGACCAAAGAGCACAGUGUGAAAAAUGCUCUAAAUUCAGAUUUGAAACGACCAAAAACAACUAUACAGUUAGAUGAAAAGGUUAAAAAUAAAGAAGAAAGUGGUAAAUGCAAAGUUUCAGAGAAGGAACCGGUUCAGUCUGAAGACUCAAGUAAAACAAACCCAGAAUGUGUCAAACAGAAUGAAUCCAAUAUAUCAAAGCAAGUUGAUGAGACAGCAGUAGCAGUGUUCACAGCUCCAGAGGCUGUUUCUAAACCAGAACCUAUUCAAAAAGGUGAUCAGCAAUUUCCACCAGUUAAAAAAAUACCAGAUAAACGGACUCUCAAAGUGGACAGGAAGAGUGAAGUCCGAAUUAAAAAUACCGAGUCUAACCUGAAAGUCAAGGAUUUUACAAAGACUAAAGAUAAACUACCAGCUAUUAACUUGCAAAAGCUGAAACUACCAUCCGACCAAAGCGUUCAACAAUUUACAUCUCAGAAUCUUCCUUUGGACCCCAAAAGCCUCUCACAAAUUAGCAAGGCACCAUCUAGUUGGUUAGACGUGGACCAAAGUUUUGAGAAAAAGAAAACCGAGAGACGUUUGGAUUGUUCUGCAAGUGAUGACAAUCAGCUUGACACUUCGGGUGACUUUGAUGAUUUCAUUCGUAACAUUAAAGAGAACUGCUCCCCUUUCUCUUUGCCUCCACGAAAACAUGGGCAGAACAAGAUGCCUUCGCCACCUUUUGCCAUGCCGGCCAUUAAAGAAGAUCACUUUGAAAAGAUUCUUGACCCAGAACAGUUCCAGUUUGGGACAAGAAAAACUGCGGGACCAAAAGACCCCUCUCCAGCCAUGAUUAUUAAGAAGAACAAUGAAGGGGCAAAAACCAACCCAUUGUCCAAACGUACUGAGGACAGCCUGCUUUAUAAAGGUCUUUCAUCUAGACGGGAACAAGACAAAGCUAAAAAGCUCACAGUUACUGAGGAGAAAAAUGAUGGAGAAAAACAAAUCACAGAAGGCUCUGGAAAAAUGUCCUCAAGAUUGGAAAGAAUGUCAAUAAUUUCAAACCUUGUGAACUACCCAAACACAUCAAGAAAAGCCAGAACUGAACCAAGCUCUCUCGUUAAUGGCAUUCAGUCCCCUAUAACGCCAUCACCAGAGGUGGUGCCAACCUCAGGAGAGCAGAAGGGUAUACCACUGUCCCAUGCUGUCACAGCUCCAAAAGAGGGGCUUGGUGAUUUGCCAGAUCAUGGUAAUGUAAAGGGUGAACCUGGUGAUUCAGUAAAGGGCCCAUUGACACCUCCUCCUCUUCCAACUUUCUCAGAAGUCAAACUGCCUGACUUAUUGGAGAAAUACAUGAAUAAAGGCAAAGAAUCCAACACAAUUAACCAGCAAAGGCCUGACACUAGCUCUCUCCCUACAUUGGAUAUUGGUCUCACCUCCAACACAUUUAAUUCAAACAUUGGACUGCAAGGCAAGCCAUCUCCAUCCAACAGCACUCAGCAGAUUCCACUGCUCACCCCCAGCAGCCUCUCACCAACAUAUGCAGAGACAUCAGGUGUCAGAGGCUUCCACAGACGCCCUGGAAAGAUUGUUAUAUACCAACAACCUCAUUCUGGAGGAGAGGCAUACGAGGUGUUCAGAGACGUAGAGGAUGCCACCUCUCUGACACUUUCUCCACUCAUCUCCGUAAAGGUCGUCAGAGGAUGCUGGCUGCUGUAUGAAAAGCCAGGCUUCCAGGGCCGAUCCAUCGCACUGGAGGAGGGGUCAGUUGACUUAGCAAAUGAGUGGGCGGAGACAGAGCCCAGUGGGGAGAUGGGGACAAACAGCAUGCCACUCCCAACUACACCCAUGGUCAUUGGCUCCAUUAGACUUGCAUUAAGGGACUACAGCACAGCAAAAAUAGACCUGUUCACAGAGCUGAAUGGGAUGGGCCGAAUGUCUUCAUUCUGCGAUGACACCAUAGAAACCUGUUCAUUUGGUAUUCCUCAAAAUACUGGGUCCAUUAAGGUCCACAGUGGGGUAUGGCUGGUCUUUAGUGACCCAGGUUUCCAGGGUCUUUUGGCUGUUUUGGAGGAAGGAGUAUAUCCCUGCCCUCAGGACUGGGGUUUUCCCACCCCAUUUGUCGGAUCACUGCGACCCUUGAAAAUGGGUGAAAUUAAGGUGGAAAAUCCCAAUGAAGUUAAGGCAGUACUCUUUGAAAAUCCAAUGUUCCAAGGGGAGUACAUAGAGAUCGAAAGGGACAUUUACAACUUUGAUGAAGGAGAGGAAGAGGAGAAGAAAAAUGAAGAAGAGGAGACUGAGAGUCCUGACAACACCAGGAGAAAGAGACUCUGUUCUGUCGGUUCAUUGAAGAUCCUGAGUGGCCUCUGGGUAGGAUACUCUGCGCCAGGAUUCGAGGGGCGCCAGUAUCUUCUGGAGGAAGGAGAGUAUGCAGACUUCACUGACUGGGGUGGACUGGAAGACAGGCUCCAAUCUAUACGUCCUGUGUUAGCAGAUUUCAUUACUCCUCACGUGAGAAUGUUCAGUGAGCGUGAUUUCACUGAGAGAGGGAUGAAUGUGGACCUGCUGGAACCUGUCAUCAGCAUGGAAGCCACUGGCUUUGGCAUAAAGACGCAAUCAGUGGAAGUCCUCUCUGGAGUGUGGAUAGCAUUCGAGAAGGAACACUUCUCAGGCGAACUGUAUGUUUUAGAGAAGGGUCUCUACUGCAGUCCAGAUGAUUGGGGAGCACACAACUUCAAGAUCUUGUCUCUUCAGCCUGUGGUUUUGGAUCAAGCUGAAGGACUGUCUAGAUAUAAGGUGCAGUUGUUCUCUGAGCUGGGGUUCCAGGGAACAGUACAGACCUUAGAUGAAAGUGUUGCAUUCCUGACAGAGGGCUUCCAGCCCAUGUCCUGCAAGGUUUUGGCUGGGAGCUGGGUGGUGUUCGACGGCCCACAGUUCACUGAUAACAUGUAUGUACUGGAGGAAGGAGAAUACCCCAAUCCUGAGGCUAUGGGCUUACUCAACUCAGAUUGCAAAAUCAGCUCUGUCCACAGUGUAGGACAUGAGUUUUCUAUACCCUCCAUCACACUCUUUUGUAAAUCCGGCUUCAGAGGGCGUAAAAUAGUUCUGACAGACGGCGUUUUGAACCUUUCUCUGGCUGGAAUUGAUGGGCGGGUCAACUCUCUAUUGGUCAAUGGAGGAAUCUGGGUGUUGUAUGAAUACAGCAACUUCCGUGGUCGUCAGGUCCUGCUCCAUCCCAGCGAGAUCGGUGAUUGGCAGAAGUUCAGCAGCUGGGAGCAGAUUGGCUCUCUUCGUCCAUUACUACAGAAACGUGUUUAUUUCCGGCUGCGUUGUGCAGAGACAGGGUGCUUGAUGUCUCUGUCUGGACCCCUGGAUGAUAUAAAGCUGCUUCGGGUUCAAGUGCUGGAGGAAUCUGGUGGUCCAGAGCAGAUGUGGGUCUAUGAGAACGGACUACUGCGCUGCAAGAUGGUAGAGGACUGUUGUGUGGAGACGUCUGGAGGUGUGGUGAUGGCAGGUUGCAGGUUGAAUGUCUCACCUGAACCAGGCAAAGACAAUCAGUUCUGGAGCAUCACGGGAGACGGAAUAAUACGCAACAACCUCAAGCCUGACCUUGUGCUGGAGGUCAAAGGUGGCCAACAGUAUGAUAAAAACCAGGUGAUUCUUAACACCUUUGAUGAGCAGAAAAACAACCAGAGAUGGACAGUGGAAAUCCUUUAGUGCUUGAGUCACAACAGAGACUAAUUCUGUUAUUCCUGAUGUUCA
Molecule: messenger RNA, 9130 nt
Organism: Rhinichthys klamathensis goyatoka
Lineage: Eukaryota; Metazoa; Chordata; Actinopteri; Cypriniformes; Leuciscidae
Gene: crybg1a
Product: crystallin beta-gamma domain containing 1a
Exons: 22
Coding region: 125-9085 (2986 amino acids)
Source: RefSeq, a predicted model, not a curated record